Messenger RNA from Colletotrichum spaethianum, 909 nucleotides. Its product is annotated as transaminase htyB. Gene Ontology annotation, molecular function: transaldolase activity. Gene Ontology annotation, biological process: carbohydrate metabolic process; pentose-phosphate shunt, non-oxidative branch. The transcript is spliced from 2 exons. The record is from RefSeq and is a predicted model, not a curated record. Bases 1 to 909 code for a protein of 302 amino acids. NCBI's taxonomy places the organism in Eukaryota, Fungi, Ascomycota, Sordariomycetes, Glomerellales, Glomerellaceae. Gene Ontology annotation, cellular component: intracellular anatomical structure.
AUGUGCAAGAAGAACAUCGACUCCAUUCAGGGCCGAGUUCUGUUGCAGACGCUACCGUCUAACGCGUACAAGACGCAGGAGACACUUGACCACGCACGUCUCUACGACCGUGAAUUUGCCCGUGCCGGUAUCGGACGUGACAGAUACUGCAUCAAGAUCCCCUCGACCGGACCGGCCCUGAAUGCGGCAAAGAUACUGUCAUCGGAAGGAAUACCGACUCUCGGGACAGCCCUAUUCAGCCUUCCCCAAGCGAUUGCGUGUAGUCAAGCGGGCAUGCUGUACAUCAGCCCGUAUUACAACGGUAGGUCAGCCCUUCGCCUUGCAUUGAACCACGUGCUGACCAAAGAACAAGAGGUACGAGCUCACGAUGAGCCGGACACCUUAUGGCCUAAUGUAGAGGACCCGGCUACCCAGCAUCCUAUGUCAGCACGGAUCGUUCAAAUCAUUGAGACGUACAAGCGACUGUACCGGGAGACAGGACAGGAACAACCCUUCGUGAAAAACGCCAGCUUCAUCUCCGCCAAGGAGGCCAUGGCGGCUGGAGAAAUGGGAUGUCACUCGGCGACCAUCUCGCACAGCGUCCUUGACGAACUGGCCAAGCUCCAUUACGAUGGUACCAAGCAACCUGGUGAAGGUGUACCUAAAUCCGUCCACGUUUACAAGGACGCCGGGCCAAUCUCAGAUCGGCUGAAGAAGCUCGUCAACAUAGACCCCUUGGCAGCGGCUGGGUGGGACGGCAAGCUAGCCAGGACGGACAUCGACUAUCUUGCGAACGGGGGCGCCGGAUUGCAGAAUGCAAUCGAGGCGGAUCCCGUCACUGUGACUCGGUUGGCGGAUGCGCUGAAGCUUUUCAUCGGUGGCGAGAGGAGUAGCCAGGCGAAGAUUGACGAAGUUCUUCAGCAUAUAUGA